GAGGUCUGGAUUCUUUCUCUCCUACUGAGACACAGCGGGUAGGUUCACAGGCCGAUCCAACUGAGAGUUGAAGUGUGAGUGAGAGUGAGGAGGAACCAGCGAGCUUCCGGAGGGUCGCAUGUUUGGUGACUCAGGGUGAGAAGGGCCUCGAAGUUGUCGUCCCUUUCAUGCGGCGCUGCACCCAUUGUCUUGUCACAGCCAUAACUAGGGAGGAAGGAAGGCUGAGGAGUGGAGGGGCUCAGGCGAAGCUAGGGCGAUGCUGGGGUGCUGGUGGAGGUAUCCGAGUCCCAGAUGAACCUGUAACCCCGACAGAAGAUUCCAGACUCCCCAGAUGGGACCAGGGGAGGGAUGGCAUGAGUGACACACACACACACAGAGCCAGUCCCAGGAGCCCAGUAAUGGAGAGCCCCAAGAAGAGGAACCAGCAGCUGAAAGUCGGGAUCCUACACCUGUUCAGGAGACAGAAGAAGAUCAGGAUAGAGCUGAGAUCCAAGUGCGUGACAUGGAAGGUGAUCUGCAAGAGCUGCGUCAGUCAAAGACCGGGGUUAAAUCUGGAUUUGGGUGCUGGCAUCAAAGUGAAGAUUAUACCCAAAGGAGAACACUGUAAAAUGCCAGAAGCAG
Piliocolobus tephrosceles (Ugandan red Colobus) is the source of this 621-nucleotide messenger RNA. RefSeq lists its product as uncharacterized. NCBI's taxonomy places the organism in Eukaryota, Metazoa, Chordata, Mammalia, Primates, Cercopithecidae. The annotation marks the transcript as partial. The transcript has 3 exons. The record is from RefSeq and is a predicted model, not a curated record.